Messenger RNA from Hibiscus syriacus, 1436 nucleotides. RefSeq names its product actin. Gene Ontology annotation, cellular component: cytoplasm. The record is from RefSeq and is a predicted model, not a curated record. The transcript has 5 exons. NCBI's taxonomy places the organism in Eukaryota, Viridiplantae, Streptophyta, Magnoliopsida, Malvales, Malvaceae. The coding region runs from base 48 to 1181 and encodes 377 amino acids.
UCAUCUUUCUCGUUGUUGUUUUUUUUUACUUUUGCAGUUAAUACAAGAUGGCAGAUGGUGAGGAUAUUCAACCACUUGUCUGUGACAAUGGAACUGGAAUGGUCAAGGCUGGAUUUGCGGGUGAUGAUGCUCCAAGGGCCGUGUUCCCUAGCAUUGUGGGCCGUCCGCGUCACACUGGUGUGAUGGUUGGCAUGGGUCAGAAAGAUGCAUAUGUUGGGGAUGAGGCUCAGUCCAAGCGUGGUAUUCUAACUCUUAAAUAUCCAAUUGAACACGGUAUUGUUAACAACUGGGAUGAUAUGGAAAAGAUCUGGCAUCAUACCUUCUACAAUGAACUUCGUGUGGCUCCAGAAGAACACCCGGUUCUGCUCACCGAGGCACCCCUUAACCCAAAAGCCAAUCGUGAAAAAAUGACCCAGAUCAUGUUUGAGACCUUCAAUGCUCCGGCCAUGUAUGUUGCUAUCCAGGCUGUUCUCUCCCUUUAUGCCAGUGGUCGUACAACUGGUAUUGUUCUGGACUCUGGAGAUGGUGUGAGCCAUACUGUCCCCAUUUACGAAGGAUAUGCUCUACCUCAUGCCAUCCUCCGCCUCGACUUGGCUGGUCGUGACCUUACUGACGCCCUCAUGAAAAUCUUGACUGAGCGUGGUUAUUCAUUCACCACUACAGCAGAGCGUGAAAUCGUGAGGGACGUGAAAGAGAAGCUGGCAUAUAUUGCACUCGACUAUGAGCAAGAGCUAGAAACUUCCAAAACUAGUUCUUCCAUUGAGAAGAGCUACGAGUUGCCCGAUGGCCAAGUGAUCACCAUUGGGUCUGAGCGCUUCCGGUGCCCGGAAGUCCUUUUCCAGCCUUCCAUGAUAGGAAUGGAAGCUGCCGGCAUUCAUGAAACCACGUACAACUCCAUCAUGAAGUGCGAUGUGGACAUCAGGAAGGAUUUGUAUGGAAACAUAGUUCUGAGUGGUGGAACUACCAUGUUCCCAGGAAUUGCUGACAGGAUGAGCAAGGAAAUCACUGCCUUGGCCCCAAGCAGCAUGAAAAUCAAGGUGGUGGCUCCACCUGAAAGGAAAUACAGUGUCUGGAUUGGAGGCUCCAUCUUAGCAUCUCUCAGCACUUUCCAGCAGAUGUGGAUUGCAAAGGCAGAGUAUGAUGAAUCUGGCCCAUCUAUCGUGCACAGGAAGUGUUUCUAACUCUUGAGAGCGCAAGAGCAGCAAAAACAAUGCCUUGUUUUGUUUGGUAUUUUAAUUUAUGCCAUUUCUCUUAUUCUUUUAUUCCUUAUCUUAUUUUUUGUAAUAUUCAUAUUGUCGGGGAAAAAUGAACCAAGAACGGCGGAGAUGACUAUAGAGCUGAUAAUUCACUUUGUUUUUAUUUAACCGUUGUUGAAUGUUUUUCCCAUUCAAGACCUGCCUAAGGAAAUGAAUGAAUUCAGAGUUAUUCUUGUUAAA